AGUCUCGAGCAAGCUGCUGGAGGUGGAGUGUAGACCAGGAAGGAGGUUCCUGGAAGACACAUUUCUCGUAGACUAGUUCUGAUGGCUGGGAUGACACUCGGAAGGGCUUGGCAGCAGAUGUCCUGGUUCUAUUACCAGUACCUCCUCGUCACCGCGCUUUACAUGCUGGAACCCUGGGAAAGGACUGUCUUCAAUUCCAUGUUGAUUUCUAUUGUUGGAAUGGCAUUAUACACUGGAUAUAUCUUCAUGCCUCAACAUAUCUUGGCAAUAUUACACUACUUUGAAAUCGUACAAUGACUACAGUGUGCUCAAAGAAGCUACAGACCAGAGAGAUCCAUUGAAGGAAAGAAGCAACCUCCCAUGAUGACAUGAGACUUCAACAAAUUUCAAACAUAUAUUAUGUCUAUAAAGACUAAAUUCCAUAUUAGUAGAACAAGGAAGGAAUCCCAGCUCAUGUGUUAUGUUCAUUAUUGAAGUUUGUCUAUUUUGACAUUGUGGUUAUUUGUAUUCUAAAUAUCAGUAUUUUCUUAACCUUUGGAACUGUUUCACUAUUGUUCUGUGGAAGCUUUUCUUAAUGUAACAUUGAGUAAAUUUUGAUUGCCUUCUAUUUUUUUAAUAUGAGAUUCAUUAGUUAGACCUCUUGUUUCAGCAAAUGUCUGGCACAAAAAUCUACCUGAAUAUAUUUCUAGUAUUGACCAAAAUUUUGUAGAAAUAAUAACAAGAUGAGGAAAUAUUUUAAUUGAACAUAAGAGACUUCUUUGUAAGUUUAUACUCAAGGAAUAGUCUUGGCUAUCUAGAUUCUGCUCAUUAUAUAAAAUAUUUUGCUUUAGUGUUCUUAAACAUAAAAUGUCUCCUUUCAGUAGUGAAAUAGCAAAGAAGAGCCUUCUAAAGUUAAAAUAAAAGGAAUCCCUAACUUUUUAAUAGUUAGCCCUAUUUUAUGGAUUUCUCAUUGAAAAAAAUGUUCUGUGAUAAGAUGCUUGGAGAAAUAAUUAAAAUUUAGUUAUUAGCAGCAUUGUCAUGGAAUGUUGACUUCAAAUGAUAGCUUUACUAAGUAAAUAUUAAAAGGUUUCCCUAAUAGGUAUAGCUAACAUUGUAAUCCUGUAAAAUUGAAAUUCAAGAUUAUAUUUAACUGGUGCUGAAAAAUAUAUUUGCAUAUUAUUGUUCACAAUGAAUAAUUAGUAAAGCUAUAAUUUUAUUCCAAGGAUCUUGACAAACUUUAUAAAAUACCAUUUCACACUUUGUAAUAUGUGUAUGUUCUAUAUAUUGUAAGAAUUUGCAUUCACAAAAUAUAGUUUUUCUGUGGUAAAGGCUCAUCAGAACUGAAAAAAGCAACUGAUGGAAAAACGUUUUACCAACAUUAAUGCUAUUCUUGGUUUUAAUUUCAUGUAUUUUUUUAUUUAAAUUUAUUGCUACUAAACAGUAAUCAUUUUUAACAAAUCUCUUUUCAGUGCCUCCCUAUACUAGAGAAUGGAUAGACUUCUUUUACUUUAAAGAAAAGUAAGUCAGUCAUCAAGAGCCAUUUAAUAAGCAACUUUUUUGUGUCAAAUACUGGGCUAUGUGUUACUGAAACAAAGGCAAAAAGAUAGCCAGUUUGAUAGAAUUUGAGAUAUCUAUUGUAUAAUCCAACUUUUGUCAUUUUACAAAUGGAUAAAGUUAAAUAAUUUUUCCAAGGUCAUGCAACCAAGUUAAUAAAGCCUAGGAUACUAAUGCCUAGGCUAGUAUUUUUUUUAUCCUUUAUAGAUAAUUCAUGCAAUAUUCAGAGUACACUUAAUGAGAUCAUAGCAUUUAAAGCUGGGAUUUACCUCACUUAGCUCAAUUCCCUCAUUGUACAGCUGAAACUGAGACCUACAGUACUUAAGUGAGGUCACAGAAGUCUUUCUAAUCCCAUAUUUGGGGCAGACCAGGAAAACUGAAUUAUAAUCAGAAAGACACAAGGAAGCAAUAUGUAAGUUGUUUGGUAAUGGACAAGUUGUUAAAUCUCUCUCAGCCUUGGUGUGUUCAUCCCUACAAUGACUAAUUAAAAUAAAAAUGUUUUUAUCUA
This is a messenger RNA of Monodelphis domestica (gray short-tailed opossum), 2041 nucleotides long. It is a transcript of the gene SPTSSA, whose product is annotated as serine palmitoyltransferase small subunit A. Lineage: Eukaryota; Metazoa; Chordata; Mammalia; Didelphimorphia; Didelphidae. Gene Ontology annotation, molecular function: serine C-palmitoyltransferase activity. The record is from RefSeq and is a predicted model, not a curated record. Gene Ontology annotation, cellular component: serine palmitoyltransferase complex. Gene Ontology annotation, biological process: ceramide biosynthetic process.